GGCAUUAUAACACAUUGAAUGGAUUACAUGGAAUAGGCAUUGCACUCAUUGGCGCAUGGUAGUAGUGUACUUCCGCGAACAGCCAUGUAUUGGUUGGCGAGCUCACGUGUGCUCUUGGUAUAGUGCGCAAGCGCAUAACUUUGAUUAGGGUGACAGCCAGGAGGUCACCGGGAAGAUGGCGCUGUCUGGCGGGCCGGCAGGCGGGGUGUUUAGGCUACUUGUAAGAUGUUUCUUGCGAGCAGAACAUAGUCUACUGCGAGCUCUGGGAGUACAGCCUGUACAUCCAGCUCUAGCUUUCCAAGCUCCACUGUCUUGUCCAUCUGAGAAGUUAGAUGAAGAUGCCUUUGAAAAUGUGCCCAGUUUUCUGGAUAGCAUCUUUUGGAUGGCUGCUCCUAAAUCCCGAAGAACUAUAGAAGUAAAUCGCUGCCGAAGAAGAAAUCCUAAUAAACUUAUAAAAGAGAAGAAUAACAUUGACACAUGUCCAGAAUGUGGCCAUUUGAAACUGAAACAUGUUCUGUGUGGAUUCUGCUAUGAGAGAGUUCGCCAUGAAACGCACCUUAUCAGGAAGGAGAUACAAGCUAUGGAAGGAGGACCUUUCAGAGCUCCUACUGUGGAAACUGUAGUUCUCUAUGAAGGGGAAAAGCAACAUCCUGAAGAUGAGGGGAAGAGGAUCAUUGAGCGAAAACGCAAACGUCCAUCCUGGUUCUCCUAUUGAUACAUAUGGACUGCCUUGUAUUCAUUCAAACUUGACAAUAUAUAGUUAGCUUUUGGAUACCCAGGCCUCUUACAUGGACAUAUGCUUUGUUUGGCUACUGUUAUAACAUUAGCCUUUAGUGCUACUUUAUUAAAACUAUACCUAUAACUGUUUUGUAAAUAUGUUGUUGGCUGACUUUAUACAAUACUAAGGUAAAU
This is a messenger RNA of Hyla sarda, 912 nucleotides long. It is a transcript of the gene MRPL32, whose product is annotated as mitochondrial ribosomal protein L32. The record is from RefSeq and is a predicted model, not a curated record. The transcript is spliced from 3 exons. Gene Ontology annotation, biological process: translation. Bases 176 to 715 code for a protein of 179 amino acids. NCBI's taxonomy places the organism in Eukaryota, Metazoa, Chordata, Amphibia, Anura, Hylidae. Gene Ontology annotation, cellular component: mitochondrial large ribosomal subunit. Gene Ontology annotation, molecular function: structural constituent of ribosome.